GGUCAGUGUAACAGGCCCGCCGCAGUGGUUCGCCCGUGCGCGAUUUAAAUUUCGAAUGUGUUCCGGUUGCAAAAAAUUGCGAAUGGCCAGUGCUGAUGCGUUCUAUCUCCAAUUUUAAAAUUCGAGAGUGCGGGAUGGCGGCCGCGAACUGAGCAGCGAGUGAGAGAGUAAUGUCCGCGUAGCCCGGUGCCCCAAACUCAGUCAUAUGCAGAGAAAAUCUGCCAACGUGUUCAGAGAUUCCCUGCGACUGCGCCAGAAGCUGCUGCUGCGGACCACCACAUACUUCAAGGUGGUCGAGUUCGUGAAGAAGGACGCGAUACGAUACUACACUUAUGACUACGAAAUACACAGAGUAGUAUGAACAUAUUCAUAGGGAACGACUACCACUCUAAGAACCUCGUCAAGUUGAAAUUUUGAUUUCGGCUGAAGGACAAUAACGAUUAAAUUAUUUAGAUACUUAUAAGUUUAGCUAUCAAAAAACCAAGAUGGCCGCGAAAGCCGAGCCGAUCGGUCCGCGGAACGGGCACGAGUUGGCGCCUCUGAAUACCAGGGCUGACGGGUCGGAGAGACCCCACGGGGUGACGAUCGUCCUCCAGGGGUCCCGGAGCUCCCUGCAGCGGGACGGGGGGGCGGAAGACCGGGCGGCGUGGUCGGGGAAGCUGCAGUUCUUCCUCUCCAUCAUCGGCUACUCCGUCGGGCUUGGCAACAUCUGGCGGUUCCCGUACUUGUGCCAACAGAAUGGUGGUGGCGCAUUCCUCAUCCCGUUCCUCAUAAUGCUGGUGCUGGAGGGCAUCCCGUUGUUCCUCAUCGAGAUGGCGAUCGGGCAGCGCAUGCGACUGGGGUCGCUGGGCGUGUGGAACACCAUCCACCCGUGGCUGGGCGGCAUCGGGAUCUCCAGCUGCAUCGUGACUCUCUUCGUCGCGUUGUACUACAACGUCAUCAUCACAUGGGUCUUCUUCUACCUCUUUAAUAGUAUACGGCUGAGUGCGGACUCCCUUCCCUGGGCGCAUUGCCCCGCCGACAACGGGACCGCGGAGGCGGAGUGCAACAAGGCAUCGGCCACCGUCUACUUCUGGUACCGCGAGGCGCUGGACGCCGCGCCCAGCAUCGAGGACCCGGGAGUGCCGCGCUGGUGGAUAGUCCUGUACCUGCUGCUCGCCUGGAUCAUCGUCUUCUUCAUCGUGAUGAAGGGCAUCCAGAGCAGCGGCAAGGUGGUCUACUUUACGUCUCUCUUCCCCUACGCUGUGCUCACUAUAUUCUUCGUUAGAGGCAUCACUUUGCCCGGCUCCGCCGAUGGGAUCUGGCACAUGUACAAGCCUAAGCUGGAUAAGCUGCUGGACCCGACAGUGUGGCUGGACGCGGCGACGCAGGUGUUCUACUCGUUCGGCCUGGCGUUCGGUUCGCUGAUCGCGUUCGGCUCGUACAACCCGCCCGACAACAACUGCGUUCGCGACGUGUUGCUGGUCUCCGUCUGCAACGCGCUCACCGCCAUCUACGCGUCGGUCGUCAUCUUCAGCAUCCUCGGCUUUAAGGCCUACACCAUGGUCGAGAAGUGCAUCUCCAAGGAGAUCAAGGUGCUGGCUCUGCACCACAUCGGCGCCUUCACGCUCAACUCCACCGAGGAGUACUACAAGGAGGAGUUCCCCAACCUCAACUCCACCGUCACUAGUGCCUUGAACCUCACUGGGUGCUCCAUGAGCAAACAAUUGGAGGAGGCUGCGGAGGGUACCGGGUUGGCGUUCAUCGUGUUCACUCAAGCCAUCCUCAAGCUGACCCCGGCCCCGUUCUGGUCAAUUAUCUUCUUCCUGAUGCUGCUCUCCCUGGGCCUCGGCAGCCAGAUCGGCAUCAUGGAGGGCAUGCUCUGCACCAUAUUCGACAUUGAUUUCUUCAAGCGUAUGAGCAAACCCGUUAUUACUGGUUCAGUAUGUACGUUCUGUUUCUUCGUCGGUCUGAUAUUCACGACCGGUGCCGGCGAGUACUGGCUCAAGAUGUUCGACUCGUUCGCCGGCACCAUCGGUCUUGUCGUCGUCGCGCUGCUCGAGAUGAUAUCCGUCAUCUACAUCUACGGACAUGAAAGAUUCACCAACGACAUCUACGAGAUGACGGGCUACCGGCCAGGCUGGUACUGGCAGAUCACCUGGCGCUACGUCGGCCCCGUCAUCGUCACCUGCAUCCUGCUCUCCUCGCUCGUCUUCAUGCUCAUCAACCCGCCCACAUACGGCGCUUGGAAUGCUGAGGAGGGUCGCGUUGAGAAGACUCCGUACCCAUCCUGGGUGUUGGGUAUUGCUGUAGCUAUGAUUCUAGCUGGUGUACUACCCAUACCCAUAGUGCUGCUUCUCCGAAGAUUCCAGUGCCUGGCUCUCGAUGUGGACAUCCAUCAGGGAUCCAUCAGGAGGAUUGAGACGACUGUGUCCACCAAGGAAAUGAUGAGCGAUCAGGAUGUGUUGUCUCCGGAGAGCGCGCCGCCCGCGCAGCUGGUGGCGGACGCCGGCACUAAGUUCACUAUCGGUGACUUUGACUCCUCCGACUCGGAGCCAACGGCAGUGAAAACUGACGACAAAUACGAGGACUCCAGCAGCGACGACGAGAUCAUCAACGCGAAAUACUCGACCGGCAACGGCAUACGGCUGUCGAUGAAGCCCAUCGGCAAACCCGCGCCACUCAAGAUGGACGUCGUCGACUGACCGGUGCAUUCCAUUUACAAUUUUUUUUUAAUCUACAUUUUUAGUAUAAUUUACUAAUGCGUGUAUUUAUUUCGAUUUCGAAAUGUUUAAGUAAUUUAAAGAAGUUACUAUUACACGGUACAUUUCGUACUCGGUCUCGUUCAGGAGAAUGUUAGAGGGCCGGUUUUAAGCAUCAAUUUUGGAUAGUAGUUUACAAUUAUUAAAUGUUUAAUAGCUAUCUUUAGAAUGAAAUUAAAGGUAUUAUUAAAUGUUCGGAAAUCAUUUACAUUUACCUUCUUAAAGCAAUAAAUAUUAAUAUUGAUCGCGAAAUAAAUUUUCGUAAAAUCGGCCCAAACCUAACUAACUGAAAGUAUUAUUUUUUAAUAAUUUAAUUUUUAGAUUUGCUAAGUAAUAAGAAAUGUAUUAAUUAAAUAACAUAGUUUAUUUAUUAAUUACUUAUUUUUGUGAUAAUAUUACAUAGAUUAAUAUUUCCGGGAUUGUUUGAAGAUUUUGUCGCUAUAAUCAAAACCUUUCUUAACAGCCCUAAUUAUUUAUUUUUAUUCGACUUCUUGUUACUACUAUACAUAUACAAUUUGAAGUUGGCCUUUAACAGUAAUAUACAUAUUUAGGUUUAAGGCAAAAUGUUAUAAGAGCUGCUGAGUCGCAUGCUUAUCAGACUAAAGCACAUUUGAUUUUAUGUAAAACAACAAACUAGUCAGCUUAAAUACAUAAUUAAAGUAAGAUUUAGUAGAACGUUAAUGAAUGAAUUAAAAAAAAUUUGAAUCGAAACAUUUUAGCAAUGGCGCCCAACAUGGGGCAGCUAACAUCGUAUGGGAGGCUAAAGCAGUGGCGCCAAAUGUGGGGCAAGUAAUUUCUAGGGAGGAAUAAAGGGAUAUUUGAGCUUGUAGCACUUAAUGUGUGUAUAACAUUUGAAAUUGAAUAAAUUACAGGCAAAAGACAUAAGGGAUUUUGUGACAAAGGCGUCAAUUAGU
This is a messenger RNA of Aricia agestis (brown argus), 3655 nucleotides long. RefSeq names its product sodium- and chloride-dependent transporter XTRP3A. Lineage: Eukaryota; Metazoa; Arthropoda; Insecta; Lepidoptera; Lycaenidae. Gene Ontology annotation, biological process: sodium ion transmembrane transport. The transcript is spliced from 13 exons. Bases 486 to 2684 code for a protein of 732 amino acids. Gene Ontology annotation, cellular component: membrane. The record is from RefSeq and is a predicted model, not a curated record.